AUGGAAAAACUAUUCAGAAACCGAGAUUUAAAUGUUAGCGUAAGAACUGUUAAGAGUGGUGAGGAGGUACUGUUUUAUGGAAAAGAUGUGGCAGAAUCUCUUGGGUACUCGAACACUAAAAAAGCAAUUCAAACUCAUGUUUGGAGGAUAAAUAAGUUAACACUUGGAGAACUCAGAAUGGGACCCAAAUUGGGUCCCCUUAUAGAUGGUCACCCAGAUUCUGUUUUUCUAAGAGAACCCG
Molecule: messenger RNA, 241 nt
Organism: Paramuricea clavata
Lineage: Eukaryota; Metazoa; Cnidaria; Anthozoa; Malacalcyonacea; Plexauridae
Source: the annotation of a GenBank genome assembly